GCCAUUCCAGACCCCUCCCUGAGAUACUCCCCAGCGGCUCAACCCCAUUCCUUCUCCUCGGGUUGCCAACUGGAAGUUCUCUUACAACGGACAGUCUUACCUGUCCCCUAGGACGGACCUGUUGGGUCAGGGGAAGGCAGGUGCGUCCCAGACUGGGGCCAUGAGCUGGAGGAUGGGCCUGGGGCCUCAGUGGCCCCUAGCGUUGGUGACAAUGCUAAGCUUAUUGAAUCUGCUACCGCUGGGAAGGGGGGCUGAUGGGAAAGAAGAAGUUCCCUGUGGCACGGCCUCCCAGGCACGAAUUGUGGGAGGUACCAAUGCCUCCCCAGGCCAGUGGCCAUGGCAGGGCAGCAUCAUCUACAAUGGCAUCCAUGUGUGCGGUGGCUCUCUUAUAUCCAAACAGUGGGUGCUAACUGCUGCCCACUGCUUCCCAAGGGAGCACAGGCUGGAGGACUAUGAGGUGAAGCUGGGAGCCCAUCAACUCAGCAUCCAUAGCCCUGAUGUAGUGAUUAGGACUGUAGCCAAGGUCUUCACCCAUCCUAACUAUGUAGAAGAGGGCUCCCAGGGUGACAUUGCUCUCCUCCAACUGCAGUCUCCUGUGAACUUCUCGAGGUACAUCCGUCCUGUUUGCCUACCAGCAGCCAAUGCCUCCUUCCCUAAUGGACUUCAUUGCACUGUCACAGGCUGGGGUAAUACACAUAGCUCAGUGAGUCUUCCUAACCCCAAGGUCUUGCAGCAGCUGGAGGUGCCUCUGAUUAGCAGAGAGACAUGCAACUGUCUUUACAACAUAAACCCCGAUCCUGAGGAGCCACACAUCAUCCAGCCGGACAUGGUGUGUGCUGGCUUUGUACAAGGUGGCAAAGAUGCCUGCCAGGGAGAUUCUGGAGGGCCCCUCUCUUGCCCUGUGGAAGGUCGCUGGUUCCUAGCUGGUGUUGUGAGCUGGGGAGAUGCCUGUGGGGCUCCCAACAGGCCUGGAGUCUAUACUCUUACCUCCAGCUAUGCUUCAUGGAUUCACCAGAAGGUCUCAGAGAUCCAGUCCCACUAUGUGCCCCUGACCAAAGAAUCCCAUUUGGAUAUGGACCUGUGCAAAAAGGAUCUCAGCAAGCUCAUCUCAGCCUCAGCCCUCCUGGCCCCAAGCCUGCUGCUGUCCCUCAGUGUGUCAGUCUUUUGUCACCUCCUGCUCUAGAACAGAGCACGAUUUCUAGACUUUGCCUGGUUUGGCUGGAGGGCUUAGUCCCUUAUCCACUCACUGCCUCCUGGACAACUGACACUUUACUGAGCCCCCCUACCCCAACCCUAGAGGACUGAGACAUUCCCUUCUCACUGGGACCUGAAGCUUCAGACUGUGAAUUGUGGUCCACCUUUAAAACCAACUGUCGAUGGCCUCAAACACUUAUUACCUGUGUAACUUGGGGAUCAAUAACCUCAGCCUCAGUUUCCUCAUCUGUAAAAUGAGAGGACUGGAUUAGAUGGCCUCCGAGGUCCCUUCCAGGAGCACUGCCGAGGGACUGACUGGACUUCCUGACCUUUGAGCCAGCUUCUUCCACACCAGGACAGCCAUGGUUCUUGGUGUGUGGUUUGGGGCCUUCUUUGAGUUGUUUGUGGCCUGAGCCUUUCCUUACUCUCAGGAUUUAUGGCUGUUUGUUGUCAAGAGGGCUCUCAGUAGCAACCCUAGUGAACGAUCUGGGACUCUUCUGU
Molecule: messenger RNA, 1695 nt
Organism: Phascolarctos cinereus (koala)
Lineage: Eukaryota; Metazoa; Chordata; Mammalia; Diprotodontia; Phascolarctidae
Gene: PRSS8
Product: serine protease 8
Biological process (GO): proteolysis
Molecular function (GO): serine-type endopeptidase activity
Source: RefSeq, a predicted model, not a curated record